Molecule: messenger RNA, 1329 nt
Organism: Megalops cyprinoides (Indo-Pacific tarpon)
Lineage: Eukaryota; Metazoa; Chordata; Actinopteri; Elopiformes; Megalopidae
Product: GTPase IMAP family member 4-like
Exons: 8
Coding region: 43-1254 (403 amino acids)
Molecular function (GO): GTP binding
Source: RefSeq, a predicted model, not a curated record
GUCACGUGUCCAGAGGUGGCGCCGCGGCUGCGGUAACGUGUCAUGGAGUGUGAUUGUAAACCGGACAGUGCCUGUACCUCGACCUCUCAAUGUGGCGACAAGACCGAUUUGGAAAGUGCUGUGGAGGAUCUUUGGAUAAACUUCAACAGUUUGCUGACAGGGGCACUUACCGUCCUGGGGUAUUUGCUUUACAAAUUCUCACAAGCUCUCCCAGCUAUAAUAAGAUGGCCAAUACGUAUCUUUUGCUCACUCACUGGUCUGUCUUCGCUGUGGAGCUGGGUGUCCCGACUGCUGAGCACUGUCCGCGGCAUACAGACCUUACUAAAGUGGUUGUCUUCUCUCUGGAAGGUUAUUGCAGCACUGCCUUCUAAACUCAGCUGGGUGCCUGUGGUAAUCAAAGCCAUUGCAGGCUCACUUACUAAUGUGAAGAAAUGUCUGGAGGCUGUGACCAAUCUCAUCCAGUACCUGAGAGGGCUCUCCAAAAGUAAGUCUCUGCAGACUACACACUCCCCAAGUCCCAGCACUUUCACAUCUGAUCCCUCAAACCCCAGGCUGCGACUCAUUCUGGUCGGGCCCCCGGGGGGUGGGCGGAGCUCGCUUGGGGACACUCUUCUCAGCUGCAGCGGAGGAUUGCCCAGAGUGCUCAGGCAGAGUGCGAGUCAGAGGACCAUCGUGGAAGGGAGAGAGGUGACCGUGGUGGACACCCCAGAUCUGCUGGGGUCAUCUCUGGGAGCCGCAGAGAGGGCACGGGAGGCCUUACGGAGCAUACAGCUGGCCAGCCCUGGGCCGCACGCCUUCCUGCUGGUGAUGCCUGCCCCUGGCUUGAGCGAUGAGUGCAACAUCAGUGAAAUUCAGGCCUUGAGGGCCCUGCUGGCACUGGUGGGUGAAGGUGCCCUGAACCACGUGCUGCCGGUUCUCACCCACGCAGACUCUGUGGGCAGUCCCUGUACACUUGCACAUCUGCUUCAAGUGGCCCCCGAGGGCCUCAGGGCCACACUGUCCCUGUGCUCCCAGAGGGCAGAGAUUGUCGACAACAGCCCUGCCUGUUCCCCGUCUAAGAAGAGGGCGCUGGCCAGGAGGGUGCUGGAGAGGGUGUUAGAGAUGAGGGAGCUGGGCGGCCAUUACCGUCAUGAGCUGCAAAGACGAGAGGAUAGGAUUAGGGAGGAGCUACUGGAGGACAUGGUUGCUGUGCUGGAGAGCAGUCUGAAGGAGAGGGAAAAGGAGGAGGAGAGAAGAGGAGAGCAAUGGCAGUGAGGGACAGAGAUAGAAUAGGAGACUGAAGAGAGAUGGGGCUCAGUGUGCGAGAACCUUGUGAAGGUAGUGGAUCAG